Molecule: messenger RNA, 1422 nt
Organism: Rotaria sp. Silwood1
Lineage: Eukaryota; Metazoa; Rotifera; Eurotatoria; Philodinida; Philodinidae
Source: the annotation of a GenBank genome assembly
AUGUUAUCAUAUGUUUCAACUGAAAUGAGAAUUGUUUGUUAUUAUCCAAAUUGGUCACUUUAUCGUGUAACAAAUAUACCUAUAUUAUAUCCUGACACAAUUGAUUCAUCACUUUGUACACAUAUACAUAUAGCUUUUGCAUUAAUUAAUCCAACAACACUUAAAAUUGAACCAAGUGAAAAACAUGAUACACAUUAUACAGAUGCAUUUGAUAAACCAUUAUAUUUGAGAAUGCAUGAAUUAAAACAACAUAAAUCAUCAUUAAAAUUAUUAGUAGCUGUUGGAGGAUGGACAGCUGGUAGUGAAGCAUUUAAUAAUAUUUUAACUAAUUCUACAACUCGAACAAUAUUUAUUCGACAAACAAAAGAAUUUUUACAUCAAUGGAAUUUUGAUGGAAUUGAUUUGGAUUGGGAAUUUCCUGGUGAUAUUGAACGAGGUGCUAUGAAUAAUUCUCGAGAACAAUUUAAUAUUCUUAUCAAAGAAAUUCAUGAAUCAUUUCAUAAUGAUAGUAAUCCAUUUCUUUUAACAGCUGCUGUUAGUGCUGAUCCAACAAAAGUUGAUCAAGGUUAUGUUGUAUCUGAUUUUUGUCAUUAUCUUGAUUAUGUUAGUGUUAUGACAUAUGAUUAUCAUGGAGCUUGGGAUAAUGUCACUGGAAUCAAUGCACCACUUUAUGGAAAAAAUUCAUUAGAAGAAGAUGAUAGUGAUGAUGGACGAUGGAAAAAUGUCAAUACUUCAAUUCAUUAUUGGUUGUCUAAAGGUUGUUCAGCAAAUAAACUUAAUUUAGGUUUAGCUAUGUAUGGUCGAAGUUUUACAUUAACAAAUGAUUCAAAUUCAAUUUCUGUUGGCACAGAAACAAUUGGAGGUGGUUUAGCUGGACCAUAUACGAAAGAAAAUGGUACUUUAGCAUAUUUUGAAAUUUGUCAAAAAUUACGAGGAUUCAAUUGGACAAGAGUUUUUGAUACAGAUGCUCAAGCACCCUAUGCUUAUAGUUCUUCGUCUUUAAAUUCCUUGGAUAGACAAUGGGUUGGUUAUGAUGAUUUACAAAGCAUCACUGUCAAAGUAUUGUAUGCUAAAACAUUAGAUUUAGGUGGAGUAAUGGUAUGGUCUCUUGAUCAAGAUGAUUAUACAGGUUUAUUUUGUGGUCAAGGACAAUUUCCAUUUAUACGACGUGUUCAUGAUAUUCUUUUUUCAUCAAAUAAAUAUAAUAAACAAGAAUUUGUCAAUACAACAAAAGCAACAAAAUUACGUACACAACAAAAAGUUAGUUUUGUUCCUAUUCAACAAUUUACACCAAGACGUCAAAAAUUAACAUUAACAUCUAUACAGACAUUACCAAAAUCAAAAACUUUUAAUGCAAGUGUUAAGAAUAAUAGUGCUUUUUAUUUGUUAUUUAUUGUUUGGAUGCUUUUAUUAAUACAAUAA